Messenger RNA from Elephantulus edwardii (Cape elephant shrew), 4189 nucleotides. RefSeq names its product polyhomeotic homolog 1 (Drosophila) (gene PHC1). The transcript has 16 exons. The record is from RefSeq and is a predicted model, not a curated record. Gene Ontology annotation, cellular component: nucleus; PRC1 complex. Gene Ontology annotation, molecular function: protein binding; zinc ion binding. Lineage: Eukaryota; Metazoa; Chordata; Mammalia; Macroscelidea; Macroscelididae. The coding region runs from base 282 to 3329 and encodes 1015 amino acids.
GGCAGGAAGUGACAGGCCCGAAGCGAGUCCCGGAGGCCUGGCAGAGCCGCUGCCGGGCCCGCACCCGGAGCGGCAGGAGGGGCGGGGAGCCGCGGCCGCGCCGGGCACCUCCCACCCCGCCCUCGGCGCCCCCGCCCCUCCAGGAAGGGGAGGAGGCGAGGGGGAGCCCGCCGCGGAGGCCGAAGGAGCCCCCCGCCCCAGCCAGGCGACCGGAGACCCCCAGUACGUGAAGUGAACGCCCCCCGAGAGGACUUGGGUGCAGAGCCAGGCGUGAAGGAUUCAUGGGUCUUGAGUCAGUGCACCAGCCUUGGGGACCCUGGACCAUUAUCAUGGAGACUGAGAGUGAGCAGAACUCCAACUCCACAAAUGGGAGUUCCAGCUCAGGGGGCAGCUCUAGGCCCCAGAUAGCACAGAUGUCACUGUAUGAACGUCAAGCAGUGCAGGCUCUGCAGGCACUGCAGCGGCAGCCCAAUGCGGCUCAGUAUUUUCACCAGUUCAUGCUCCAGCAGCAGCUCAGCAAUGCUCAGCUGCAUAGUCUGGCUGCUGUCCAGCAGGCCACCAUUGCUGCCAGUCGGCAGGCAAGCUCCCCAAACACCAGCACUACACAGCAGCAGUCUACCACCACUCAGGCCUCAAUUAAUCUGGCCACUACUUCAGCCGCCCAGCUCAUCAGCCGAUCCCAGAGUGUGAGCUCUCCUAGUGCCACCACCUUGACCCAAUCUGUGCUACUGGGGAACACCACCUCCCCACCCCUGAACCAGUCCCAGGCCCAGAUGUAUCUACGGCCACAGCUGGGAAACCUGUUGCAGGUAAACCGGACCCUGGGGCGUAAUGUGCCUCUGGCGUCCCAACUCAUCCUCAUGCCUAACGGGGCCGUGGCUGCAGUCCAGCAGGAGGUGCCAUCUGCUCAGUCUCCAGGAGUUCAUGCAGAUGCAGAUCAGGUGCAGAACUUGGCAGUGAGAAACCAACAAGCCUCAGCUCAAGGACCCCAAAUGCAAGGCUCAACUCAGAAGGCCAUUCCUCCUGGAGCCUCCCCUACCUCUAGCCUUUCCCAGGCCUCUAGCCAGGCUCUUGCUGUGGCUCAGGCUUCCUCUGGGCCCACAGGCCAAUCCCUCAACCUUAGCCAAGCUGGAGGAGGUAGUGGGACUAGCAUCCCAGGGUCUAUGGGUCCAGGUGGAGGUGGCCAAGCACCUGGGGGCUUGGGUCAUUUGCCUUCCUCAGGAAUGGGUGGUGGUGGGAGCUGCCCCAGGAAAGGCACAGGAGUGGUACAGCCCUUACCUGCAGCCCAAACAGUGACUGUGAGCCAGGGCAGCCAAACAGAGGCAGAAAGUGCAGCAGCCAAGAAGGCAGAAGCAGAGGGGAGUGGUCAGCAAAAUGUGGGCAUGAACCUGACACGCACAGCGACUCCUGCUCCCAGCCAGACCCUUAUUAGCUCAGCCACCUACACACAGAUCCAGCCCCACUCAUUGAUUCAGCAGCAACAGCAGAUUCAUCUACAGCAGAAGCAGGUGGUAAUCCAGCAGCAGAUUGCCAUCCACCACCAGCAGCAGUUCCAGCACCGCCAGUCCCAGCUCCUUCACACAGCCACACACCUCCAGUUGGCUCAGCAGCAGCAACAGCAGCAGCAGCAACAACAACAAACUACAACCCUCACUGCCCCUCAGCCACCACAGGUCCCACCUACUCAGCAGGUCCCACCGUCCCAGUCCCAGCAACAAGCCCAAACGUUAGUUGUCCAACCCAUGCUUCAGUCUUCGCCCUUGUCACUCCCACCUGAUUCAACGCCCAAGCCACCCAUCCCCAUCCAGUCCAAACCACCAGUAGCACCUAUCAAGCCUCCUCAGUUAGGGGCUGCUAAGAUGUCUGCUACUCAGCAACCACCACCUCACAUCCCUGUGCAAGUUGUAGGUACCCGACAGCCAGGAACAGCUCAAGCACAGGCUUUGGGAUUGGCACAGCUGGCAACUACAGUACCUUCCCGGGGGAUGCCAGGUACAGUGCAACCAGCUGGACCAGCCCAUUUGGCUGCCUCACCACCUUCGUCCCAGGCUCCUGGUGCACUACAGGAAUGCCCUCCUACGCUAGCCCCUGGGAUGACCCUUGCCCCUGUGCAGGGGACAGCACAUGUUGUAAAGGGUGGGGCUACAACCUCUUCACCUGUUGUAGCCCAGGUUCCUGCUGCCUUCUACAUGCAGUCUGUGCACCUGCCGGGCAAACCCCAGACACUGGCUGUCAAACGCAAGGCUGAAUGUGAAGAAGAGAGAGAAGAUGUCUCAGCAUUGAAUUCAAUGCUUUCUGCCAAGGCAUCUCCUGUAGCAGAGAGCCCAAAGUCCAUGGAGGAGAAGAGCAAUCUUGGCGACAAAGCUGAACCAGUAGCUGGUGUGAAUGCUAAUACCCCAAGCAAUGAACUAGUUACAUUGACCUCCACCCCAUCAGCACCACCACCUACGCUAGCCAUGGUUUCCAGACAAAUGAGUGACUCAAAACCCCCACAGGCCAUUGUGAAGCCUCAGAUUCUCACUCACAUCAUUGAAGGCUUUGUUAUCCAGGAAGGAGCAGAACCUUUCCCGGUGGGCUGUUCUCAGUUACUGAAAGAGUCUGAGAAGCCACUACAGACUGGUCUCACAGCAGGGCUGAAUGAAAAUCAGUCAGGUCCCUUGGGAGGGGACAGCCCAUCUGCUGAACUAGAUAUGAAGGCAAAUCUCCUGAAGUGCGAGUACUGUGGAAAGUAUGCCCCUGCGGAGCAGUUUCGUGGCUCUAAGAGGUUUUGCUCCAUGACUUGUGCUAAGAGGUAUAAUGUGAGCUGUAGUCACCAAUUCAGAUUGAAGAGGAAAAAAAUGAAGGAGUUUCAAGAAGCCAACUACGCUCGUGUUCGCAGGCGUGGUCCUCGCCGCAGCUCCUCAGACAUCGCCCGAGCCAAGAUACAGGGCAAGCGCCAUCGGGGUCAAGAGGACUCUAGCCGGGGUUCAGAUAAUUCUAGUUACGAUGAAGCACUGUCUCCUACAUCUCCCGGGCCUUUAUCAGUGAGAGCUGGGCAUGGAGAACGUGACCUGGGGAACCCCAAUACAGCACCUCCAACACCAGAACUACAAGGCAUAAACCCCGUGUUCCUCUCCAGUAAUCCUAGUCGAUGGAGUGUAGAGGAGGUGUAUGAGUUUAUUGCUUCUCUACAAGGUUGCCAAGAGAUUGCAGAAGAGUUUCGUUCCCAGGAAAUUGAUGGACAGGCCCUUUUAUUACUUAAAGAAGAACAUCUCAUGAGUGCCAUGAACAUCAAACUGGGUCCUGCUCUCAAGAUUUGCGCCAAGAUAAAUGUUCUCAAGGAGUCCUAAUGUGCUGCUUGCACAAACCAGCCUCAGACAGAUACUCUUUAAUAAUCCAGGUCAUACAACCUGGUAUCAGCAGAGACUUUGUAGGGAAGAAAGAGUUGCCCCAUCCCAGUGUCACAAAUCUGUAGCGGGGAUUACUGAGACAGGGAAGAGGAGUACCAAGAGCCGUUUGCUGGUGCUAUUGUGGCAGUUUGACAUUUUCUUUGGUUCAACUUGAUCUUUAAAAAUCUUUAUAGUUCUCACCAUUCUUACUGACCUGAGUCUAUCUUCAUAAAACCGGUCAUCUUGAGAAUCAGGGCCAAGCAGCCUUAUCCUGGAGUGGUUAUCUAGCCAAGGUCUUAAUUAUCCAAGAGGAAUAUAUAUAUGUUAAGGCAAGGAAAUGUGUGGGAUGUAGGUUUACCUCCUCAAGGGGAGGGAUAGGGUUUUCUAGCUUGUGUGAUACAAGUGGCAAAAUCUGGUACCCUCCUUCUUCACUCUGGAUUGCCCUACUGUAGCUGUGGCCCAGAGUUUACUUUUUGUCACUGUCUACCUUGGUAUUAAACAUUUUCACCUGCAUCUGUGGCAGGAUCAUCAGCCAGUGACUUGGUUGGCAACUUCUGAUUUGCUGCAGGGACUAAAAGUGUAUGACUGGCACCCAUGUGGCGGCUGUUCUUUCUGCAUUCCCCACUCGUAUCCAAUUUGUCUGUGUCCCUGGCCCUUUCCUUUUAGUUCCAACUCUGAUCUGUCUUAUAGCUUUAUAUGACAGGAGUGUGUGAGGCUAAGGGCAGGAAUAUAAUAAGGACCUGACUAAGGCACCCAUUCCUUGUAAAACAGAAAUACUCAAUUAUUUUUUUUUUCUUCCUCAGUAAAGGGAUGAAAAUUGG